AUGGGAUAUGCGCAGAACGCCAGAGGACAAGGCCUCCAGCUGUGUGGCUCGCCUUUGCCGUCUGAAUCGAUUCAACAGCUCCAGCCACAACGAGUAGCUUCGGCGGCGGGCGCUGCGCUCGAGAUGGCGGUGCGGAUAUUUAGAGCAUCGAGCUUUCAGGACCGGCGCGCUCGUAAUGUUCUUGGCGAGCUCGUUUCGGUGCUGUGGCAUGCCGACUCCAUCACCUCGCUGGAGUUCACCGUUGUUUGGUUUGGUGUGCCUAACUUGCGCGAGUCGAAGGCAAGUUUAUAUAACGUUGUGGGGCACAUGUACAUACCCCGCUCGCAAAUGCUGCAGUCCACUCGAAGGGAGCACGAGCAAUGCGACGCCCAGCAGCCUCUGAGUAGAGAUGCUGUACAUGGAACAGGAGAUCUCCCUUGCGAGCUGCCACGCCGUCUGCAGCUGGCCAACACGAUUGAAGUGAUCCGGUGCCAGCCUCAAGAUGACCAAAAGAUGACGGGCACGCCUUACAGUGAUAUUCACCUUGAGGCCGCGGCCUCUGCUGAUGGCGCCCCGGAUACCGUCACCUUCAACGAUCUGACUUGUCCGCCCUCCAAGCCAAAAAUCGCGAACAAGUUGCAUUUCGGUGGUCGUCUGAGUGCGUCUACCUACACAUAG
Molecule: messenger RNA, 657 nt
Organism: Phytophthora nicotianae INRA-310
Lineage: Eukaryota; Oomycota; Peronosporomycetes; Peronosporales; Peronosporaceae
Exons: 5
Coding region: 1-657 (218 amino acids)
Source: RefSeq, a predicted model, not a curated record